UUUCCACACUGGAGUUAUUAUUGUUUGGUUUGUUUCUAAACUAAGAGCAUCAUGUUUUCGUGAUGUUCGUAUCGAAGGUGAAUCUGUCAUCGUUCCAAUGGAAAAAAUGGGUUCUUGGCCUAAAAAAGGGGAUUCCGAACGUUUCGACGGCAAUUUCGAGGAUAUCAUCGUAACAAAGGAUCUUCAGGAUUGUUUCGACGAGAGCCUCGAAGCUUGUUUCUCCAAAACCUAUCCAGUGAUAAACAUUAACGAAAACCACCACGACAAGGACGGCGAUAAGAAUCGCUUGGAAAAUGCUACGUAUAUCGGAAAAUUGCAUGAAAACGACGAAAAUGCGGGAUAUAUUUAUCAUACAGUAUCUCCUAACGAGAUUUACAUGCACAUCAAUCCAGGUUCAUCUGGUGAUAUGCCUGAUGAACCAUCACACGCUACGAUAACCAUACACAGUACGAAUCCUGAAACGAAAGAAACGCUUGUAAAUCGAUUUCAUUGUGAAUAUGAUGGCUGUGCAAGAACUUACAGCACAGUAGGAAAUUUAAGAACCCAUAUGAAAACUCAUAAAGGUGAAUAUCGUUUUAAAUGUACAGAACCCAAUUGUGGCAAACAAUUUUUAACAUCAUACAGUUUAAAAAUACACGUAAGAGUUCAUACCAAAGUAAAACCAUUCGAAUGUACCUACGAUGGCUGUGAAAAAGCUUUCAAUACAUUGUACAGAUUACGAGCGCACGAACGACUUCAUAACGGGAAAACUUUUAAUUGUGUCUCUAAUGGUUGUUUAAAGUUUUUUACGACUUUAAGCGAUCUAAAAAAGCAUGUUAGAACCCAUACCAGGGAAAGACCUUACAAAUGUGAAGAGGAUGGUUGUGGCAAAGCUUUCACAGCUAGUCACCAUUUAAAAACGCAUAAAAGAACACACAGCGGUGAGAGACCCUAUGCUUGUGCUGAAACUGAUUGUACCAGAGCUUUUACAACACCGCACAGUUUAAAAUCGCACGCGAAAACCCACGCAAAGUAUCAAGAAAAGGUUAACGAAAAGGAAUUAAAUCAGAAUCAAGAAAUUAGUCAAGAAGAAGGAGGUUUAAAUGUUAAACGCGAGGUUGAUAUUGAGAUUGAAGAUUGCAAAGUUACGCCGGGCGAUGGUACUGAUGAUGAUUUUGGAGGUACGUUUGAUUAUGAGGGUGAAAGGGACGUCAAUUGGGAAUGUUUGGAAAGUAUUGUGGAAGGUGAUGAGGUUGGAAAUGAUUACAACAACCAACCAAAACAACUACAUCAACCCCAAACCUUCACAUCACUUAAUACAAUUUCACAACAAGAACACACUGAUCAAGUGGAUAUGUUAUUGUUAAACGGGAAUAUAGCGGAACCCGAUCCGGCGAUUUUUAAAGAAACUUUUGCUGCCGUUCAAUCAGAUCCGGCAAAUUACGAAAUUGCGAGCGGUUUAAAAAAUUACGCUACCGUUAAUACAGCGGAUCCAAUUCCCACCCAACUUUCCUACAAUAUCGGCACUGAAAACGUUGAAAAUGGAAAAGACGGUGAAACGUUAAAUAACACGGAAAUGGAGCUUGAGGAGAAUAGUAUUAUCACAGAAAUUGAAAAGGCCGCUCGAGAUUUAUUAGAUAUCGGUCGAAAUGAACCCAGCGUGACUAAUUUUGAUGUUGAUAUGUUUAAUGAUGUUUUUGAAACGGGUAAUAAUAAUAAUAACGAUAAUAAUAUCGAUAAUAAUAACGUUGACGAUGUUAACGAUAAAAAUGAUAAAUCGUCGAAUGUAAAAAUUGUUAGUAUCCAAAAUAUUACCCCGCCCGAAAAUAAAUAUAAGCAAGUUUAUAUGCCGGAAGCUCUACAAAUGUCUUUGGCUUUGGAAGAAGAAGUCCCAUCAACUUGGGUGGGUGGUUUAGGGAUGAUUAACACAAACCCAGUUUAUGAAGAACCGAUUUUAAUGGAAAAUCCAUUACCGACAACAAUUCAAUCUUAUAUUAACUUAGAAACGCCUCAAUCGAAUUUAGCCGAAUCGAUCGACAAAAAUUUUUAUAUGGAUAAUAUUUUAAAUGAAAGUAAUUUUGAUGCAACAUCAAAUAUCUUAAAAGAUUUAACAGCAGACGCGGAUAUUUGUAAAUGUAUCGAUUGUAAGUGUGACCCAUAUAAUAGCUGUCACGGGUGUAAUCAAUCUUCUUCAGACUUAACAAGAACGUCAAUUCCGCAAAAUGAAGAAAAAGAAACAAAAUCGAAAGAAUUAGAAGGUGUAAGAAAAAGAAAUAACACUGCUAAUGAGAACAACGGGGGUUGUGGUUGCGCUGAAAAAGCGGGAUGUUGCGGGAAAACCUCAACGAAAGAUGAGGAAACUGAUGAUUGUGCGGAAAAAGGUGAUGAUUGUUGUGUGGUUGUGUGCUUAAAAUCAAUAGAGCAACUAAAGAAAAUGCUUCAGUUGGCUAAAGGUUGCAAUAACUUUAAGACGCUAAGCUUGGGGUGCGUUAACAAAAAAUUGUGUUCGAAAUAAUUUAGUAAUCCAAAAAAUUUAUUAAUU
This is a messenger RNA of Onthophagus taurus, 2521 nucleotides long. RefSeq lists its product as uncharacterized. Gene Ontology annotation, cellular component: nucleus. The record is from RefSeq and is a predicted model, not a curated record. NCBI's taxonomy places the organism in Eukaryota, Metazoa, Arthropoda, Insecta, Coleoptera, Scarabaeidae. Gene Ontology annotation, biological process: regulation of transcription by RNA polymerase II.